Messenger RNA from Fraxinus pennsylvanica, 1095 nucleotides. The record is from the annotation of a GenBank genome assembly. Lineage: Eukaryota; Viridiplantae; Streptophyta; Magnoliopsida; Lamiales; Oleaceae.
AUGAUUUUGUUGUUACAUUUGGUUCCUUAUCGAAUUAAACAUUGUCGGGGAAAGAUUUUAUUGUUACAAUUUGAAAAGAGUUCAGUUGAUGAAGAGCAAUCUGACAAAGAUGACAAAUCAGUUUUAGAGGAGAAACAAAUGGAAGAUGCUGAGGAUGUCUCAUCAUCAAAGGAAAACGAGCAAAAACCGAAAAAUAGCAAACCCGAUCAGUCGUGGAUCGAUAUUUAUUUACCUGAAAAGGCUCGGCCUUAUGCCCACCUUGCGCGCCUCGAUAAGCCGAUUGGCACUUGGCUUCUUGCUUGGCCCUGCAUGUGGUCUAUAACGAUGGCAGCAGUUCCGGGGAGCCUUCCAGACUUUAAGAUGAUGGCUCUGUUUGGUUCAGGGGCAUUGCUUUUACGUGGCGCAGGAUGUACAGUCAAUGAUCUACUUGAUCAGGAUAUUGAUAGAAUGGUAGAGCGGACAAGGUCGAGGCCAGUUGCCAGUGGCAUUUUGACACCAUUUCAAGGACUUUGUUUUCUUGCUUUUCAAUUGAGUUUAGGUCUUGGGAUUCUUCUGCAAUUGAACAACUUUAGCCGAGUAUUGGGAGCUUCAUCCUUGCUGCUGGUAUUUUCAUAUCCUCUUAUGAAGAGACUAACAUUUUGGCCUCAGGCCUAUCUAGGUUUGACAUUUAACUGGGGGGCUUUACUUGGUUGGGCAGCUGUUAGAGGAAGUCUUGAUCCUGCUAUUGUACUCCCUCUUUACGCAUCUGGUGUAUUUUGGACACUUGUGUAUGAUACAAUAUAUGCACAUCAGGAUAAAGAAGAUGAUGUGAGAGUGGGUGUCAAAUCAACAGCCUUGAGAUUUGGAGAUUCAACCAAAGAAUGGAUUACUGGAUUUGGAAUAGCAUGCAUCGGCAGCCUUGCUUUUGGUGGAUUUAAUGCUAAUCUUGGGUGGCCAUAUUACACAUUUUUGAUGGGUGCAUCUGGCCAAUUAGCUUGGCAGAUAUUGACAGUUGACCUAUCCAAUCGUGCUGAUUGCAAUAGAAAAUUUGUCUCCAAUAAGUGGUUUGGCGCACUUGUCUUCACUGGGAUUCUAUUGGGACGCCUCUUCCCUUAA